UGUUUGGGAGUCAGUUGACAUGAAGCCAUUAUUGUCUUACCUACCGAUCCAAAAGCAUCGAUUGUUUGAAUAGCUGCAUUGUCACACCCAGUAUAGUUGGUUUCAUUUUUCUCAAGUAAAGAGUAGCCCAUUCGUCUUUUCAAGUCAAUUUGGCAGCCAUAUUGGAUUAAUAAACUCUCGACAUUUCGCACUCGAAAAUCUUAUAAUAAAACAAAAGCCUCUGCUGUCGCAUAUCGUCUGCAACCAGUGAUUAAUUAAACGAACGAAAGCAUUAAGUGGCAGAACUUUCUAUACGUCUGUGACAAAACGCUCUCUGUUGGACAUGGAAUUGGUAGGAACAGGACUACCAGGUGCCCUGGUUCUCCUUCUCAUCUACACGGCCAGACUAACACCCUGUCAAGGAGUUCCUACAAUAUCAAGAGGACCUGACAACCAGACUGUAAAUUUCGGGCAGACCGUGCAUUUGACAUGCAUGGUCCGUGAUAAAUCUGAUGGGUACCUUGUCGUUUGGAUCAAAGAUGGAACAAGAAUUACCCGCAAUAACAACGAGAGCCUCGAUUCCCGGCAUGUAGACACGUCUCGAUACAGCUUAUUCGGCAACUGGGCUCAGGGAGACUACUCUCUUGAAAUCCAAAACAUAAUCUCGGGAGAUAAAGGAGCGUAUAAAUGUAUCAUUCAAGAAGCUUCUUCUAGAGAUUACAUAGAGACUUCAACAGAAGCGACAGUGAGCAUUGAGUAUUCACCUUCGCUCUCGUCGUUCUUGUGUUCAAUACCCGAAUCGGCUUCAGACUUGCGCAUUGGCUAUACAAUCACAUUCGUUUGUCAAGCUGAUCUUGGAAACCCACCUGCGACUCUCAGUGCAACCUACGAUUUGUCACCUGUUAAUGAAACCACGGAAAUCCUGACCAACGAGAUCAGGCUCAAUUACGAAAAAACUCUUGGAAAGGAAGAUAACGGGAAGAUAUUCCGCUGUACAUUAAGCCAGGAGUUACUAGAUCAGCCAGAAUACUGUACAGAGGGUCCUCUGGUUGUUAAAUACAAACCGAUGGACAUUGCGAUAACUUCUGCAAUGCUUCCAGAUGAUGGUUCAUCGUUGGCAGUUGUCGAAGUCAAUACUGAAAGAGUUGUUUUCACUUGCGCUACUUCUGCUAACCCUGAGGCUCAGUACACCUGGACUGUGACAGAGGCGCAGGGAUGUUCGAAGGGAAUGAACCAUUAUUCCUUAGGAGACCAGCUGAUCCUAACGACAGUCGACAUGGCUUACGACGGUGCCGUAAUCUCAUGUACAGCCAACAAUACCAUCGGAAAAGCAUCGACAUCUAUUACAAUCAAUGUUAUGAACGAUGAUCCGAAUGCCUUGUGUUAUUCAACAACCGCACCCGAACCCGAAGGAACCAAACCCACGCCUACGAAAGCACCAGUUACAGGACCGAUGAUGCUGACGACCAUGCACAUUAUCAUCAUAAUCAUCGCAGCUGCUUUCCUGGUAGUCAUCAUUAUCUUGGGUUACAUCGCCUUCAGCCGACGUCGGGACACACCAAUCCAGCUGACGAUGAUGUCCGGCCCUGAUGACACUCGCUCGAUCGCCGAAAGCAUCAUCUUCCACUCCCGGCACAACACCCCUGAUCCAGAGCAUCGAAGCAACUCCCUAGGACGGAUGCAGAGCAACUUCAGCACCAUGUCAUACGAUACCCAGAGCAUCGAUUCCGCUACUGCUCUUAUGCACCUGAGAUCCUUAGAGUCGCCAGAGUACAAGACCAACCCCAAGCUGACUGGAUCACCAACUCGCAAACUAGGCGGGAAAUGCGGCAAGGAGUACGGGAAGGAGUGUGGGAAGGAGAUCCAAAUGGACGACAUGGAACGAUCUCCAUUUCACCGGUUCCAAUCCACGGACAACACAUACGAAGGGUCGCCGAAGAGAGGCAGCCCGACACCGCCAGGCGAGAAAUCUACGCUUACCCGACAGCCAAGCGAGCAUAAGUACGAGGAAUGCCCACCUCUUAAGAAAUACACGACCCAUGCCAGCCAGACCGAUCUUGCUUUUACCGAUGAUAAAAUCGAAGAGGAAAGGCAGGAAAUAUCAGACACCAGUGAUAGUGAUUCUGAAUUCGAUUACAACCCUAAAAAGCAGAAUUUUAGUGUGAACAAUAGUAAUAUAAGAUUUGCUAAACAUACCGAAGUUUAACACCACGUAGCUAUAAGUCGGAAUAUUAAGAGAAGAAUAUAAAGCAAUAUUUAAUCAGAUACAGUUUCAUCAAGUUAAUGUUAUUACCCAGAUAUCUGAAAGAUAAGUUCGUAACGUAUUUCUACACCAAAUUAUUUCACAAAUAAAAUACAGUAAGACGCAAACUUUGUAAUCAGUAAUCUCUUCUCUUCUAUAAAUGACAGCGUAUUCGCUGGAAUUAUAUAAUUUCUGUUUCUAUAGCACCAAUCAGGUGAAUUAUUAUUGUACAAUAAAUCUCAGUUUAGUUUAUAACGUGUGACAGUAUCGAAUAUUAUGAUUGCUUUUUCUUUCUGUAUUUUGUGCAAUUUGGGAUUUAUCCAUCUAUCGUCUGUUAGAUGAUUAUGUGUGUGUUUAAAAACUUAAGUUACCAGCGUUUUAAGAAUCCAUUUAUCUUUCCUUACAUGCUUAUUAUAACCACUCACUUAUAAAAAAACUAAACAAUGGUUCCUAUGUUCAUGAAUUCAACUUUCUUUCGAAUAUUUCUGGUCGAAGUAUGCCGCGUUAUCACGCAUCACGCAUAAUGAGUUUAUAAAAAGUAAUUACAAGAUUAAGUUCCAUAUCCUACAGUUGAUCAACUUCAUAAGGCAAUGUUUUUUGUUUCCUUUUUAGCUGUAUAUUAGAGCUGCUGUAUAAUAUUUAAGUCUGUUGGUUUCUUUCCCAUCCUAUAUGUCUUAAAUACAUUCUUUUCCUUAUUUUACUCUUUCUCUUACUUUGCUCCUGUCUAAUUUCUAUAAGUAUCAUUUCGAGAUUCCCUUCUACAGGUUACAUUUUUUACACGUUGUCUAUUCCUCACUUCCACUCCUCUUCCUCCUUUACUUGAUAUUGAUUUCGUAUAAAUAUCAAUUCUUUCUCCCUUUCCCUUUCACUCGUACUCCUCCUCAUUCGUUUAUUUAACACUCUUCAUGUUUUCCUAAUUUUGUUGAAAAUAUUCGUGUAUUUUGUUUGGUUCUCGAUCCAUAGGUAUGGAUGUAAUUAGAUGCAUCUCCUGAUAUUUCUACUUCUAUCAUACAUAAUAUCACUUUUAUUUCGUUAUGUAUAAAAUGUUGAUAUUGGAAAAUAAUUAUUAGAAUAAUCAUAAUACACAACUAGGAUGCAACAAAACAUAGAUAAUUGAAUUAAGUUUAAGUCUCCAAAUGAAACUAAAUUAUGUUGUCAGAAUUUUCGAUGUAACAGCUGCCUUACAUGUUUGUAUAUUUUUAAUAAGUGAUAUCACAUUAUUUAUUAUCAGGACAUAAUUCUAAGUGCAUAGCAGGAUGGAAGGCUUCAGGUUUCUUAAAGCAAAACAUGCUGCCAAUUUGAAUAACUAGUAGUAGUAGUAUGCGUUUUAUAAGUUAUAUUUGAUAGGAAAUUUGAACCGACGUUUUUGAUGACAUUUUUGCAGCACAAAAUCAUUUUAGCCGGCAUUUCGAACUCGGCUUCGUAAUAAAUAUGUACAGAAAAGGUAUGUAAGAUAUUUGUUCCUAAGGAAUUAUGUUGUAUAUUAAUGUAAAGUUAUGAUAGAACUAUAUAUACGGGGAUAUAAAGUAAUUGUAUAUGUAAUGAGCAAUGUUUACGUUUGUAAAAACAAUAGUGUAGUUGUAUAGAUCAUGUAAAGAUGUAAAUAAAAGAUUAAUUAAGUAACGUACAGAACG
Strongylocentrotus purpuratus (purple sea urchin) is the source of this 3855-nucleotide messenger RNA. RefSeq lists its product as uncharacterized. The transcript has a single exon. NCBI's taxonomy places the organism in Eukaryota, Metazoa, Echinodermata, Echinoidea, Camarodonta, Strongylocentrotidae. Bases 323 to 2185 code for a protein of 620 amino acids. The record is from RefSeq and is a predicted model, not a curated record.